Messenger RNA from Pogona vitticeps (central bearded dragon), 1449 nucleotides. Its product is annotated as sulfotransferase 1B1. The record is from RefSeq and is a predicted model, not a curated record. Gene Ontology annotation, molecular function: sulfotransferase activity. NCBI's taxonomy places the organism in Eukaryota, Metazoa, Chordata, Lepidosauria, Squamata, Agamidae.
AGGACCGAAUCAAUGCUGAUUCCUGGUGUUGAAAUUUUCUCAGUGAGGCAAUCAUUAUGUUACAUAAGGGCAAGUUAGGUGAAAUAAAAAGGGUGAAAUAACUGGUGCUUGGUAACAUAAAGCCCUGCAUUUUACGUUCAGAAAAGAAACCCAGAAGAUAAUCCAGGAGAAAAAAAACUUAAAGGAAUAACUCCAGGAAGCUUCUGUUUUCUAUGAGAAGGAUCACACGAAGACUUUCACAGUAAGGCUUGAGGAGGCACUAUGGCUGAUGAUGUGGACUACACCAGAGCUCUAAAUGAACAUCCUGAGGUCUUCUAUCGGUACCCACUGAAGCUAGUCCAUGGCGUCCCUCUGAUGGCUCCCAUUGCUCAACAGUGGGCUCCCAUUGAAAAUUUCCAAGCACGACCGGAUGACCUGCUCAUUGCAACUUAUCCCAAAGCAGGAACCACAUGGAUGCAAGAGGUCGUGGAUCUGAUCCUUAAUGGUGGCGAUGUGGAAAAAGCCCGACGGGCCCCCACAUAUGUCCGGAUCCCAUUCCUCGAGAUCUGCUCUCCACCCCCUCUGCCUUCAGGGGUUAGUCAGCUGCAGAAUGCUCCAUCUCCUCGUGUGAUCAAAACCCACCUCCCCUUCCAUCUCGUCCCUAAGAGCUUUUGGGAAAAGAAAUGCAAGGUGAUCUACGUGGGUCGUAACGCCAAGGACAACCUGGUCUCUUAUUUCUUUUUUGACCAGAUGAACUUGACUCAGCCAGAUCCGGGCCCAUGGGAAGAAUAUAUUAAGAAAUUCAUGGAAGGCCAAGUUGCCUGGGGUUCAUGGUACGACCAUGUCCGGCAUUACUGGGAUGAGAAGCAAAACCACCGUAUCCUGUAUGUCUUUUACGAAGACAUGAAAGAGGACUUGACCCGAGAGAUACAUCGCUUGAUGGAUUUCCUGGAGGUUGACCUGCCUGAAGAUGUUGUGCAGAAGAUUGUCUGUAAUACAUCAUUCCAGGUCAUGAAGGAGAAUCCAAUGACAAACUACAAGCUUAUCCCUAGCACUAUCUUUGACCAGUCAAAAAGUUCUUUUAUGAGGAAAGGUGAAGUUGGUGAUUGGAAGAACUAUUUCACAGUGGCUCAAAGGGAGGCGUUUGAUGCAGAUUACCAGAGAAAAAUGGAAGGAACAAAUCUACAGUUCCGAGAUGAAUUAUAGGCCGAGAAAUGUACCUUCUUUAAAGGAGCAAAAAUCAUGUCUUACUCUGUAGUUUUGUUAUAAUGCACUGUAUGUGGGUAUUAUUUUAAAAAUGUUCUGAUGGAACAAUGCCUUGAAAAGAUAUUAUUCCAUCAGAAGCAUCAUAUCAAGCCAGAAUGGCUUUUUAAUCAUUAUUUCAAAUGAUUAAACACAGAGCAAUUAAACAUAUGUUUUAAUACUAAGUUGGUGCAAUUUAAAGAAACAUAACAUUAAAAAUUGUCUGUA